CGAGACGUUGUAGUAGGCGAAAUGGCGCGGAAGUAGAGGUAGAGGAUGCUGAUGCGUCGUAGCUGCGGUGACACAGUAUCCACCUCACAAUCUAAUAAGAAGCUUAACGCCGGUUUUCCUAUGUGCCAGCGUCUGCUACGGAGUUAUGAAGAGGUAAGAGAGAGGGAGAGAGAGAGAGAGCUUUGAAACCUUCUACUGGAAUGUCCCAGAGGGUUUUUUAGCCCGUACUGGUUUCUCAAUCCCUGGUAAUUGGGAUCAAGGGUUGUCCUGAGGGGUUCCAGUCAGCGGAGAGGGGAGCUAUAGUCGCUCGGAGCCUCCAAAGCUCCUCACACAUCACGCUCUCGGAGAUGUCAACUACUGCCACUGAGAGAGGAGAUGGGGCCACCGUUAGCAGCUCUGGCCCCAAGGACCAUAAAAAGCCCACAGCCGCCGCCCUGAAAGGAGCCAUCCAACUGGGUAUCGGGUACGCCGUGGGCAACCUGACCUCCAAGCCGGACAGGGACGUGCUCAUGCAGGACUUCUACAUGGUGGAGAGUGUCUUCCUGCCCAGUGAGGGCAGCAACCUCACCCCCGCCCACCACUUCCCAGACUUCCGACUGAAGACCUACGCCCCCCUGGCCUUCCGCUACUUCAGAGAGCUGUUCGGGAUCAAACCAGAUGACUACCUGUACUCCAUAUGCAACGAGCCUCUGAUCGAGCUGUCCAAUCCCGGGGCUAGUAGCUCCUGGUUCUAUCUCACCAGCGACGACGAGUUCAUCAUCAAGACAGUGCAGCAUAAAGAGGCGGAGUUUCUGCAGAAGCUCCUCCCAGGAUACUACAUGAACCUGAACCAGAACCCCCGGACCUUGCUACCGAAGUUCUACGGCUUGUACUGCAUCCAGAGUUCCGGCGUCAACAUCCGCGUGGUGGUCAUGAACAAUGUGUUGCCACGAGAGAUGAAGAUGCACUACAAGUACGACCUGAAAGGCUCUACCUGCAAGCGACGCGCCUCGCGCAAGGAACGCACCAAGUCCUCCCCCACCUUCAAAGACUUGGACUUCCAGGAGAUGCACGAGGGGCUGCACUUUGACGGCGAUACGUACAACGCCUUGAUGAAGACACUGCAGAGGGACUGCCGGGUCUUGGAGAGCUUCAAGAUCAUGGACUACAGUCUCCUUCUGGGGGUUCACGUUCUGGACAAGAAGAUCCGUGACAGAGGGAGCCGGGGGGGCAGCAAGCGCCUGGGGGGUCAGAAGGUCCUGUACUCCACGGCCCUGGAGUCCAUCCAGGGAAACGCCAAGGCUCCGGAGCCUGUGGCUGAUGAUGACACAAUGGGUGGAAUCCCCGCUAAGCACAAAGAAGAGAAGCUGCUCAUCUUCUUAGGCAUCAUUGACAUCCUGCAGUCCUACAGGUUCAUCAAGAAGGUGGAACACUCCUGGAAGGCCCUCGUACACGAUGGGGACACUGUGUCAGUCCAUAGGCCCAAUUUCUAUGCGGACAGAUUCCUGAAUUUCAUGGGAACCACUGUCUUCAAGAAGCUGCAUCCUCUGAGAGGAGCCUCCUCUAAGAGGAAGAGGAAUUCUCUCCACCCGAUGCGCUCCGCCUCCCAGGAAGUUCUGUCCGCGCAUAAGGAGGAGUGGACGGAGGAGAAGAAGGCCCAGAGCUCGGAGAGUCUGGACGGACAAUAUUCGAGCGGCUCUAAUCAGCCAGACCUGGUUCCCUCUCCUAGAGGAUUGAGCCUGGCUGUGUCCUUCUGCACAAUCCACUCCAGCGAGGAGGACCUGCUGGAGGAUCCUGACAACAGUGACGACCGCAGGGCCUCAAGCGCCACCGUUGCUCUGGACGACACAGACCCCACCCCUCCCAGCCAGGGAAGCACCCCGGACUCCGUCCUGGACGUCUACCUGUGAGGAGUGACACAUGCAUCGUCUGCACCACCUCUACCAGUGCCCGUAAAUGACCUUUAACCUAUCACGCAUGAACUGCACAAGAAACGCCAUUAUUGAAACAAUGGCAUUUUAAACACAUCCUGCAUUAUGGGGAAGCAUUCUUCUGCUGCCGUCCACUUAGCUGCUAAUCUUCACAUAGGGACAGUCCUCAGGUUUAUUCUGUUGCAAUCACACUCUUUCAGAGAGGAAAGCUCUCUUCAUAGUUAAGAAACUGCAUGUUGUUGAUUUUUUUGAUCAAGUGACACCCAUGUUUAAAUCUCAGAGGGCUGGAUCCCUGAAAGAUUAAAUCGAUGCAUUUAAUUUCAUCAAGUGUGAAACAUAAUAUAAAAAUGUUUGUUUUGGUUUACAUUCCGGUUGAUACAUAUAUUUAUAGAUACAUAUAUUAACUUUUUUUAGAUACGUUUCUUUUUUUCCUUCAGUAAAUAUCGUAUAGAUCAUCAUGCAGGUGUGUGUUUAAUUCAAAUGUCAAAUUCUGUCCUUUUUCUUGCUUCUUUCUUGCUUUUUGUUGGAAAAUGAUGCAAUGCAUUGGUUUAAGAUUGUAAAGGUUUGUUGCACAAAAUAUUACAAUUGCUGUCUUGCCAUGUCAUUGACUUCCUUCUGGAAUCACCAUUUGCCUUGUAAUUUGAUUUAUUUAAUGAAAUUACUCCUAAAAAUACGUCAUUGAUAUAACUCCUUAUGUAAAUUGUAUUUAAAUGUUGUAGCCUAUUUAAAAUAAAUGUAUUGUAUGUGUUGAAUACAAAUUAAUA
This is a messenger RNA of Osmerus eperlanus (European smelt), 2674 nucleotides long. It is a transcript of the gene pip5k1ba, whose product is annotated as phosphatidylinositol-4-phosphate 5-kinase, type I, beta a. Gene Ontology annotation, molecular function: 1-phosphatidylinositol-4-phosphate 5-kinase activity. The coding region runs from base 348 to 1889 and encodes 513 amino acids. Gene Ontology annotation, biological process: phosphatidylinositol phosphate biosynthetic process. The record is from RefSeq and is a predicted model, not a curated record. Gene Ontology annotation, cellular component: plasma membrane. NCBI's taxonomy places the organism in Eukaryota, Metazoa, Chordata, Actinopteri, Osmeriformes, Osmeridae. The transcript is spliced from 15 exons.